Messenger RNA from Aaosphaeria arxii CBS 175.79, 330 nucleotides. RefSeq lists its product as uncharacterized. The transcript has 2 exons. Lineage: Eukaryota; Fungi; Ascomycota; Dothideomycetes; Pleosporales. The record is from RefSeq and is a predicted model, not a curated record. The annotation marks the transcript as partial.
CCCAGACGCAUCGUCCUCAAAUGCCCCGAGCGACACUACAAGAUGCAGAGGGAGAUGAUGGAAUCCUUCUUCGCAUCCCAAGGCCUCGACCUCGAAAUCUUAGCCAAGGAUGUUUACGUACAUAUAUUGUUUGAACCGUCGUCGCCCUCCCAUCUGUUCUUUGUGCUCGACGUGCACUGCAAGACAAUACCGGACGUCGAACUCAGUGAGCUAGGGCUUGAAGUCUGGCAGGUUUCUAAACAGGUGCCGUUCACGUUCAGGGAUCUUGGAGACGUAGGUCGUCAGCAGGCUCGACCGCGAUCUAUGGAUACACGCUGGGGCACGGACUAA